Messenger RNA from Mesorhabditis belari, 2856 nucleotides. NCBI's taxonomy places the organism in Eukaryota, Metazoa, Nematoda, Chromadorea, Rhabditida, Rhabditidae. The record is from the annotation of a GenBank genome assembly.
AUGUUUGUGGCUCGGCAUCCGGCGUUUUGCUCCUUUGUGAUCAUUGUUUCCCAGAUUGCUUCAACGGCAAAACUCGCGUGGAACCUCGUCUCUUCUUUGCGUAAAGCAGAAGAAGGAAGAAAAGACGAAAAGGAAAAACAAGUGAGCGCCGACGCGUUGGUCGACGAUUUGCUGAAAGUCGUGAAGAAAUCUGAGCAGCCCUUCUCGAUGGACGAUGUUGUGGAGGAUUUGAAGAAACAGAAGAAACACUCAAAAGAAAAGAAGCAUAAGAAGAAGAAAUCGAAAAAGUCGCGCGACAAGGACCGAAGUCGAUCCGCGAGCAGUGAACGUCGAUCACGGAAACGCGAAAAGGAGAAGAACUCGCCGAGUAGACGGAGACGGAAAAGUGGAUCGAGCUCUCCUUCAGAAGAAGCACUCAAAAAACAUAAAACACCAACUUUUGAUAAGAUUUCUUCCGACGAUGAUCUACCACUUGGCGCCGAUUUCCAUAGUUUACAAUCAACGAAGGCGGAUAAGGAAAAUGGCAGUAAAGCUUCGAAAUCCGCCGAUUCUGUCGCUGAGAAAGAGUUCAUGCUACCUGUUCGCUCGGAUAAAGAUAAGAAAAAGGAACACUCACCAUCGCCGCCAUUAGUCAAAUCGGAGAUUCUGAAAUUGGAUGUGAAUGAGAAAAAGAAAGGCGAAAUGGUGCCACGGAUCAUCAAAAAGAUCGCGAUCGGAAAGUUGAGUCUACCGGUGGCGAAAGAAGAGACGAAAAAGAUAGAUCAACCCGUUGUCGAAGAGAAGGAACCAAUGCCGUCAACGUCAACAAUGAAGGAUGAACCAAUGCCGUCAACUUCAGCUAUUCCUCUACCAACUUCACUGUCAGCACCAAAUCUUCCAAUAGAAACGAAUGGAUCGGAGAUUAAACUACCAGCUGAACCCACAGAAAGCACCGUGUCUGAGCUGGUUACAGACGAUAUUAGUGAUGGAUCGAUUCCUGAAGAUGUGAAGACGGGAACAGCUAUCAAGAAACGAGAAUCGAAGCAUUCAUCGCGUCGUCGUUCCGUUUCUUCGUCAUCUGAUGGCUCAGAUACAGAGAAAAAGAACAAGGCUGGAAAGGGUCGUGGAAAACGUCUUCCCGGUAUGCACAGUGAACGGGAUAAAGAUAAUGGAAAAUCGCCGAGAAAACGCCCAGCAACUUCAUCGAAGAAUGAGAAAUCGAGACGGUCAAGAUCCAGAUCGACUUCGCGGAAAAGGGCCCGCCGAUCAACUAGCAAGUCAAAGAGAAAACGAUCAAAGUCAAGAUCUCGCUCACCAAGGCGUCGACGAUCAUCAUCCCCAAGAAGCAAUCGAAACUCUCGCCGGAAGAAUGAACGCGAUCGAAAUAAAGAUGAUGGUGAUGCAAGAGAAGAGAAAAUCGAUAAAGGAAAAUUGUUGGCCAUUGCAAAGAAGAAAUCACGCUUGUUGCAACAGAUGGGUAUCAUGACCUCAGCUGGUGAACCAACAAUGGCCGCCACGAUAUCCGGGAAAUCAAUUGAUGAGCUUGUCGAAUACUGUCAACGAGUCUCGAAACGUGAAGAGAAAGAAGCGCAACGAAAGCUCGGUGAAGAAGUCUCAAGUGACAGUGAAUUCGAGGAUUUCAUGGCUGGCACUGUGAAGCAUCCAUAUGCUGUCAAUACAACACAAACAUUGGGUGGAAUCACGAUAAACAUUGCGAACGCGGUUCCAUUGCCGAUUCGCACCGUGCAAGAAAGGAUGCUCGACGAGUCGACGUUGAGAUUAUGCUAUCCAGUGAGCAGUGGAACUAUUCACAAAGAGAAAACGGAUACCGAAUGGGUGCCCGUGGAUAAAAAUGAUGUGCCAGUGACGGUGACGAAUGCUGUCAAGCAACACAAAGCCGUGACGAGUCUACAAAUUGAAGAGGCAAAGAAGCAAGGAGUUCAAAUCACUCCAUCUCCACUCAUUCCACCACCGCCAGUUCCGCCCUCAUUUGACAAUCUCCUUUCCGGACCUGGAGCUCCACCGACUUUCAUUGAGCCUCUCCUCCCACCGCCACCACUUCCGCCAAUGUUCGUACCGGCAUCCGAGGAUAAGAUCAUCAUCAAGGAUCCAAAAAAAUCGAAAAGAGAUGCUCCAGCAGAUGUGGCCAAAGUGUUGGCUCUACGUGCGUCGGCAAUGCAAAAGCUCGAGACUGAUCCGAACGAUUAUGAAUCUCGACAAGCGAUUCAGGAAUGCGAUGAAGAUAUGCAAGCUUGGGCAUCGCAAAGUCAUGGAUCGGUGCCGGGAAAGUUCACCGGAUCGACUGGAUUACGGACAUUGACAGCCGACGAAUUGCAGCCACACGAUCCACGUUUUCAUGCAUGGGUAAAAAAGGAUCAAUUCAAAAUCAUGAAACCGUUGACAACCGGCGUCGGAUUACGACUCAUGCAAAAGAUGGGAUGGCGACCGGGUGAAGGACUGGGAAAAGAUCGAAUCGGUGAUGUCGAACCGUUGCAAUUGGAUGUGAAAUUUGAUCGGAAAGGCCUCGCUGCUUCAACGGAACAACGAGGGAAGAAAGGCGGUGGAGUCGUCCAUCCGACACAGCAGAUCUCGCAAAAUGUGGGCGGUGGAGCGGCGUGGAAUCCGCCGGAUCUUGGAGCUCGUAACCCGAUCUCGUUGCUGAUGGAGUUUGCGGCAAAGCGGCGCCUAUCCGCCCCAUCAUUUCGCUUCAUCGAGGAAGGACCGCCGAACUCGCGACGCUUCAAUUGUGCGGUAAUCGUCAACGGCGUCGAAUACGUGCCAGCGGUAUCGAGUGCGCAGAAAAAACACGCGAAAAACGUUUGUGCACAGGUUGCCCUGCAAGCCCUUGGUAUAAUUCGUGCUGAUCCAACGGUUCAA